This is a messenger RNA of Brugia malayi, 564 nucleotides long. RefSeq lists its product as uncharacterized. The transcript is spliced from 4 exons. Lineage: Eukaryota; Metazoa; Nematoda; Chromadorea; Rhabditida; Onchocercidae. Bases 1 to 564 code for a protein of 187 amino acids. The record is from RefSeq and is a predicted model, not a curated record.
AUGGCUCUAUCGUCACCAUCAACCACAAUAUUCAAUCUUUCUAAAGAAGAUCUCAGCUCGAUUUUGCGAACUCUGAAACCAGCAAUCGGUGAGGCAACUGCAAAUUCGAUGUCUGUUUGUGAACUUCGAGCCCGUAUCACCGAAUGGCUAAUGCUAAAUGAUUUAUCAACAAUGCAUGAUUUCAAACAUCUGGAAAAUUCGCAACAGUGGAAGGUCCCUGAUAGAGCUGAUCACUGUAUAUCAUGUGGCAAAUACGCCGUUACUUCCAUCGGAAACGCUACAGCAAAAAGUACCAGUCCAAUAACUGACCAGCCAUUAACAAGUCGAGAAUCGCUAGUGUUUGUUGGCAGGUCGACUAGUUUACCUUCGUCUGUUUUACAAAUCAUAGAUUUCACGAAACCUCUAAAUUCAAGUGUCAUUUUAAAAACGCUGCAUGAUCGAAAUGGCAACGAAGUGGUGGAUAAAAACAAACAUGCUUAUGUGUACGGAAAAGAUCUAUGCAAUAAAAGUUCAAUUCAAAGAUUUCUAAUGGGUGUUACUGCUGAAGCAUAUUUCAUAUGGUAG